Dreissena polymorpha is the source of this 1787-nucleotide messenger RNA. RefSeq lists its product as uncharacterized. NCBI's taxonomy places the organism in Eukaryota, Metazoa, Mollusca, Bivalvia, Myida, Dreissenidae. The record is from RefSeq and is a predicted model, not a curated record. The coding region runs from base 1423 to 1785 and encodes 120 amino acids. The transcript has 2 exons.
GACAGAUAUUCAGCAAGCAUUGUGCUUGACAGAGCCAUCACGCGCCUGAGGAUGGGAACCACCCUAUUACCCGGUGGCGCAGGAAAGUAUGUCCUCGGUAUAGACCCCGCAUGUUCUAGGUGCCAGGAACCCCUCACUGCUCCCCACAUGCUGCUGCACUGUCCCAACCAUAAGGCGCAGAGCGACCACCUUGAAGCUGCAUUGCACUACCAUGGACUAGUUUUAAACCUUUCCAACGUGCUAGACCCCAAGGGAGCAGCUAGGGGCCAGGUCUUCUCUGCCCUCGCCAAAUACCUUCUGGAUUGUCAGAUAACUGACAAAAUCUAGGUUAUUGGGGGAGGGAGAGCAGCCAACACCCACCCAAUUAUUCAGUCUUGUGACUGUUUUUCCUUUAAACUGUGUAAUCUUUGCACAAAACUGACGUAAUCUAGUAAUUGUGUUGGAUUUGUGUCUCCUUUACACAACUUUUAUUUUAGCUUUUAAUGGGUUUAUUGUUCUACCCCGCCCUUUCUAAAUCAGGCCAAUGGUAUUGACCUGGUUUUCUUUAUUUAAAUACAUUUUUUAUGAGAGUAUGACGUUAGUCCACCAUUUACAUUUUUCAGUAUCUUAAUAUAAUCAUAUUUUAUGGCAUUUCUUAUUACAAGAAAGGACGAGGCUGUCCAGUAACCUGGGAUUGUUGGCUGCAUUGCAUCCCCUCUCUUCCCCUUUGACGCCCCACCCUUUCCCUUCAAACUCGAAGAGCCAUGUCGGACUGGAGUGCACGGUGCAGGGCCUUAUACCAUGAAAAACCCUUAUUUAGCCCUAUCCAGGGUAAUACCAAUCCCUUGGUAGUAUUGUCGAUUUUGAUGAUAUUGCUAAUUUUUUAUCAUAGCAAAUUUUGUACAUUGUAGUACAUUAAAUCUUGUUAUAACUGCUAAUUUGUGUAGCAAAUUUCCUUAUUUUUGUGUAAAACUGCUAUCUUAUAUAGCAAAUUGCCUUAAUUUUUUCUCAAUACUGCAAUUUCUACACCAUAGCAAACUUUUUACUCUGUAUUACACUCAUGUUAAAAUUGCUAUUUUAUAUAGCAAAUUUCCUUAAUUUUAUGUUAAAUUGCUAUUUUAUAUAGCAAAUUGCCUCAGUUUUUCUGUUUAAUUGCCAUUUUACAUACCAUACAAGGUACUUUAGUACUAUUUCCUCCAUUGUUAUCACCAAUAUACACAUAAUAUUGGUUGGAUUAGAGCUUUUUGGGUUUGUUUUACUGCCUCUAGGUAAUAUUUGGUCUUUUUACCAUUUUACAUCAUAACUUUUUCCAAUUUUCCUUCAAUUGCAUACAAACUAUUUUUCAUUUACCGUGCACUCCCUCUGGUCCUGGGGAAACAACCGUUGUAGACUCCAUCCCUACAAGUGAUAACUACACCUCCUGUCAACAGGGCUACCUCUCAAAUGAAAACUACAUCCUCUAUCAACACGGCUACCUCUCAAGUGAAACCUACACCUCCUAUCAACACGGCUACCUCUCAAGUAAAAACUACACCUCCUGUCAACACGGCUACCUCUCAAGUGAAAACUACACCCCCUGUCAACACGGCUACCUCUCAAGUGAAAACUACACCUCCUGUCAACACGGCUACCUCUCAAGUGAAAACUACACCUCCUGUCAACAUGGCUGAAAAAAAAGAAGAGGCAAUUCAAUUCUUGACGAUGCCAUCUGACCCUAUACCACUUGCCAAAGGAGUAAGAUUGACAGUGUGUGGUGAAUGGGUUGAAGAGACAAAUCUCCAAACUAAGGGUGACACCGUCGGUUGAGU